GUGUGCGCGCGACGGGCCCCGUCGUCCGCCUGCAGCUCGCGAGACGAGAAGCUCGACGCGCGUCGGCCGUGUGGAGGAGCGCGCGCGCGCGCGCGCGCGACCGGACGGCCUGUUCGCGAGCGGUCAUGUGUGGAUCACGCAGGAGGAGCGCGGAGUUUGCGAAGUGUCCCGUGGAGGCGUCUCCGUGCAUCUCCUGAGGUCCGCGGCCGCUGUUUUCCAGGACUUUAAGGAAAUUUCCAAAUUCUGUGUGACGGCGCCAGUCAGCACACUAUACCUGGACAGCUCAUGGAUCGCGUUCACCCUGAAGACCUUUAGGAGCCGCAGAGUGACGAGUGAUGUCUCCCCCAAGAUCACGUCACCGUUCACAGUCUCAGAAACAUGGACUGUUUCUCCAGGCUUUGUUUUCCGUCGAGACACCAUGAAUGCUGGUAAACAAGUGCUGAUGGUCCUGCUACUGUGCGAAGUCCUGCUGGGAGAGGGCGACCGCGCUAGCCUGAUACCGGAGGAGGGGAAGCGCUGGGUGGCGGGCCAGCAGGGUCACCGCACGGACCAGGACCAUGCAGCGCUGUUGGAUUUUGAGGCAACACUGCUCCAGAUGUUUGGCUUGCAGAGGCGGCCACGGCCCACUCGCGCAGCAGUGGUGCCCCAGUACCUACUAGACCUCUACCACAUGCAGUCAGGGGAGGAGGACCAACCUGGGCCUUCCACCGCCAAUUUCGAAUACCCCGAAAAAUCUGCCAGCCGUGCCAACACUGUGAGGGCCUUCCACCACCUGGAGCACCUGGAGCAGGUUGUAGCAGAGGACCGCGUGGAUGGGAAUACUCCGUUCCUCUUCCUCUUCAACCUGACCAGCAUCCCGUCGGAGGAGCUGCUGUCUUCAGCAGAAUUGCGGCUGUAUCGCCACCGCAUCCCAGGGGCCGAGCAGCACACCGAGGAUCAGCAGCGCCACCGCAUCAAUGUGUAUGAGGUGAUGAAGCCACCGCACACAAGCCAGCUUAUUACACGCCUCCUGGACACGCGGCUUGUCUGCCACAACACUUCAGGGUGGGAGAGCUUUGAUGUAAGUCCUGCUGUGCUCCGCUGGACCCAUGAACGGCUGUCUAACCUGGGCCUGGUUGUGGAAGUGCAGCAUUUGAGCCUCCCAACUGCCCAUCAUAACCGCCAUGUACGCCUUUCCCGGUCGCUUCACGCGGAGCCCGGAGAGGACUGGGACGAGACGCGGCCCCUGCUAGUUACCUUUGGGCAUGAUGGCCGGGGCCAAUCUCUGGCUCGGCGGAGCAGACGGAGCCCCAAGCCGCGAGGCCGCAAGCGGGGCCGCCACUGCCGUCGCCACGCGCUUUACGUGGACUUCAGCGAUGUGGGCUGGAAUGACUGGAUUGUGGCGCCCCCUGGCUACCACGCCUUCUACUGCCAGGGGGAGUGUCCAUUUCCGCUGGCGGACCACCUGAACUCCACUAACCACGCCAUAGUACAGACUCUGGUCAAUUCGGUGAACUCCAGUGUACCCAGAGCUUGCUGCGUGCCCACUGAGCUGAGUGCCAUCUCUAUGCUAUACCUGGACGAGCACGACAAGGUGGUCCUCAAAAACUAUCAGGAGAUGGUGGUUGAAGGCUGUGGAUGCCGAUGACCGCCAAAGACUUACU
Messenger RNA from Scleropages formosus (Asian bonytongue), 1643 nucleotides. RefSeq names its product bone morphogenetic protein 4-like. NCBI's taxonomy places the organism in Eukaryota, Metazoa, Chordata, Actinopteri, Osteoglossiformes, Osteoglossidae. Gene Ontology annotation, molecular function: cytokine activity; growth factor activity. The transcript has 4 exons. Gene Ontology annotation, cellular component: extracellular region. The record is from RefSeq and is a predicted model, not a curated record. The coding region runs from base 419 to 1627 and encodes 402 amino acids.